CUAAUUAUAUUUAAACCCACGAAAGCUCAACUGCUUUGCAUUCCUCUCUCUCUCUCUCUCUCUCUGUGUUUCCGAGAGGUUCCAGUUUUGGCGAAAAUGGGGAGUUACCGGAUGUGCGUCUGCUUCACUCGCAAGUUCAGGAUCACCGAGGCAGAGCCUCCCUCUGACGUGACGGAGUACUUCACUAAGUACGCCGAGGGAGGGACCCACAUGACCGCUGAGCAGCUCAGGAACUUCCUGGCGGAUGUCCAGGGCUACGGCGGGGCGUCGACCUCGGACGCCGAGCGGAUCGUGGAGCAGGUGUUGCAGAAGAGGCACCAUCACAUUGCCAAGUUGAUAACAAGGCGCACGCUCACUCUAGAAGACUUCCACCAUUACUUGUUCUCCGCCGAUCUCAACCCUCCAAUCGAAAACCAGGUUCAUCAGGAUAUGAAUGCUCCAUUGUCUCAUUACUACAUAUAUACUGGACAUAAUUCAUACCUGACUGGAAAUCAACUCAGUAGUGACUGUAGUCAUGUGCCAAUCAUAAAGGCGCUGAAGAGAGGUGUGAGAGUGGUGGAGCUUGAUCUUUGGCCAAAUUCCAAAAAGGAUGAUGUUAAUGUUCUUCAUGGAAGGACCUUGACAACCCCUGUGGAGCUUGUUAAAUGCUUGAAAUCAAUUAAGGAGCAUGCUUUUACUGAUUCUCCAUACCCUGUAGUCAUAACUCUUGAAGACCACCUUACCCCUGAUCUCCAAGCUAAAGUAGCAAAGCUGCUCAUGAAGACAUUUAAGGAUAUGUUGUUUAUUCCUGAUUCCGAAUGUUUCAAAAAAUUACCUUCACCGGAAGAACUGAAGUAUCGAAUUAUCAUAUCUACCAAACCUCCUAAGGAGUACCUUGAGGAUAAAUGUGUCACUGUCAAGGCAGAUAACAUACACAAGAGAAAAGAUAGCGAAGAAGAUGCAUGGGGGAAUGAACCUUCAGAGCUUACGGAGGAACACGAAGAUGUUGAUACGAGUGAAAGUGAAGCAAGUGAACAAAAUCUGGAUUACGAGGAUAACAAUAACUCUAAUCGUGGAGCAGAACCCGCAUCAUACAAACGUCUCAUUGCACUCCAUGCUGGGAAACCAAAUGGUGGUUUAAAGGAGGCACUAAAAGUUGAAGUUGAUAGAGUUAGACGCCUUAGUUUGAGUGAACAAGCACUUGAGAAGGCUGCUGAGUCUCAUGGAACUGAUGUUGUUAGAUUCACCCAGAAGAACAUUUUAAGGGUGUAUCCAAAAGGAACUCGGUUCAACUCCUCCAACUACAAGCCGCUUAUUGGCUGGAUGCAUGGUGCUCAAAUGGUUGCAUUUAAUAUGCAGGGAUAUGGUAAAUCUCUUUGGCUGAUGCAUGGGAUGUUUAGAGCAAAUGGGGGCUGUGGUUAUGUGAAAAAGCCUGAUUUUGUUAUGAACGAUAAGCAGAUUUUCGAUCCUAAAGCAAAAUUGCCAGUAAAGAAGACUUUAAAGGUGAAAGUAUAUAUGGGAGAUGGUUGGCAUCUGGAUUUCAAACAAACACACUUUGAUUUAUAUUCACCACCAGAUUUUUACACCAGGGUCGGCAUAGCAGGAGUUCCAGCUGAUGAGGUAAUGAAUAAAACUAAGAAAAAAGAGGACGAUUGGACUCCUGUAUGGGAAGAAGAGUUUACAUUUCCAUUGAGAGCCCCAGAGUUGGCUCUGCUUAGAAUUGAGGUACAUGAAUAUGACAUGUCUGAGAAAGAUGACUUUGGCGGCCAGACUUGUCUGCCAGUCUCUGAAUUGAGACAAGGAAUUCGUGCAGUCCCUCUCUUUGACCGUAAAGGAGUGAAAUACAACUCAGUGAGGCUUCUAAUGCGAUUUGAGUUCACCUGAGGGUUUGGUUCUGCUCAUGGAAUUUUGAUGAAAUUUAAGUUAUAUUCAUUUCCCCUCUA
Messenger RNA from Rosa chinensis, 1922 nucleotides. RefSeq names its product phosphoinositide phospholipase C 4. The transcript is spliced from 9 exons. The coding region runs from base 97 to 1863 and encodes 588 amino acids. Lineage: Eukaryota; Viridiplantae; Streptophyta; Magnoliopsida; Rosales; Rosaceae. The record is from RefSeq and is a predicted model, not a curated record. Gene Ontology annotation, biological process: lipid metabolic process; phosphatidylinositol-mediated signaling. Gene Ontology annotation, molecular function: phosphatidylinositol-4,5-bisphosphate phospholipase C activity.